UCUUUCGUAACAUAUCGCGCGCAUACACUCAGCCACCUUACGAUGACACGGGCAUUUUUGAAACGAAAAGCACACCUCUCAUCUGUUGUGUAGCAGCGCUGUGGCUGGCUACUGGAGUUGGAUCCUUACAACCAGUAUGCUUCGUCGGUGGCUGUAUCACUAUGAGCUUAAUAAUGCCAUCGUUCGUCUGGUGACACUGAUCGUUAUUAACUGGUCGAUUUCCGCUUUCAUCAGCUCGUACUAUGGUGCGGAUCAACCCAUCUGGAAAUGGAUGACGAUUUGUUUCGUCCUUUUGGUCUCCAAUGUUUUGAAGAUCUUGUUAGCCUCUUCGCCUAAAUAUCACCGAGAAUCGUCCCACGAAAUGCCGCGCAUCAAUCAUAAAUCCACCGUGGUUCGAAUUCUUGUCCUUCCUUUGUCGAUUGUCAUAUUUUGCACCAUGUUCGCCAGUCUGUAUCAGGUCAGCACCCUUCGAUCUCGAUCCAUCGAUUUGCUGGAAAUGCGAUCACAACUUCCUGCGGCUCCCAAACACCCCGAUUUGGCAGAGGCCGACGUUCGCGUGAUGGUGUUUGUUUUAUCGGCUUGGACUCCCAAGAGUUUGGAGAAGCGUAAAACGUUCCGUGAUACGACAUUGAAACUUCAGCCAGCCGAUAAUGCCAAGAUGUCCUUCUUUUACCGCUUUAUUCUCGGUGAACCACCAUCCGAGGCCGUGAAAGCCGCUAUGGGACCAAAGAUUGCCAAAGAACGAGAAAAAUAUGGUGAUAUCUUGAUCCUGGAUUCGUCCGAUUUAUACAAUGACCUGAGCAAAAAGGUGUACCGCACCAUGGUGUGGGCCGACCAGUACGACUUUGAUUAUUUUAUCAAGACGGACGAUGAUAUCUUUGUACGCUGGGACACGAUCAGCAAGGAACUGCAACAACUGGGACGCAAGACACGGUACUGGCGUGGAUUGGCGUAUUGGAAUAUUCCACCUAUUCGUAGUGAGGACAACAAAAAUGCGGAACUCGAAUAUCCUCUUCCCAUUUUCCCUCCUUACACGGCUGGUGCUCUUUACAUCCUUUCCCGCGAUGUGAUCCAUCUCAUUGCCGGCGCCGGUGGACCGCGCAUGUUUGUUCGAAACGAAGAUCAAAAUUUGGGGAUUUGGUUAUUCGCGUAUAAUAUCUUACCUAUUCAUGAUCGCCGGAUACAACAGAUCAACGCGUGUGAAGAGGAUAUGAUUGCGAAGCAUUUUGGUGAUUUUGGUGAUCCCAACGCCAUUGGUGGCACCAUGUACGACAUGAUUGAAAAUUUACAAAAAGGUCGACGCAUGUGCCAUGGAUUUCAAACUCACGUAUGCGGAUUGUGCUACCCGUGCCACAACAAGGGCAAUCAUUGGAAGGAGUGGAAUUUCGAUUGUGACAACAAGAAAGGGGUCACUCUUUUGAACCCUCCGUCAUUAACCAUUGUUGAAUAAGCUUGUCACUUGGGUCGCAUUGGCUUUGCUCAGCUUUUUUUUCUGUUUCUUAUUAUUUCACUUUUUUUGUUGUCAUUUAGGAUUCGUUUGGUUUACCGUGUAUUAUAUAUGUCAGCAUUUUAUAUUCCCUUUUUGAAGUUGUAGAAACAAAGCAUUAUUUAUUU
This is a messenger RNA of Radiomyces spectabilis, 1614 nucleotides long. RefSeq names its product galactosyltransferase-domain-containing protein. The transcript has 3 exons. Gene Ontology annotation, molecular function: hexosyltransferase activity. The record is from RefSeq and is a predicted model, not a curated record. Gene Ontology annotation, cellular component: endoplasmic reticulum membrane. Gene Ontology annotation, biological process: cellular response to oxidative stress. NCBI's taxonomy places the organism in Eukaryota, Fungi, Mucoromycota, Mucoromycetes, Mucorales, Radiomycetaceae. Bases 137 to 1450 code for a protein of 437 amino acids.